This is a messenger RNA of Phycodurus eques (leafy seadragon), 1739 nucleotides long. Its product is annotated as gastrula zinc finger protein XlCGF8.2DB-like. Gene Ontology annotation, biological process: regulation of transcription by RNA polymerase II. Bases 272 to 1429 code for a protein of 385 amino acids. Gene Ontology annotation, molecular function: DNA-binding transcription factor activity, RNA polymerase II-specific; RNA polymerase II cis-regulatory region sequence-specific DNA binding. Lineage: Eukaryota; Metazoa; Chordata; Actinopteri; Syngnathiformes; Syngnathidae. The record is from RefSeq and is a predicted model, not a curated record. The transcript has 2 exons.
UUUGUUUUGCCACACGAGACUUCACGAAACACGUUUUCGGCCAUUAGUUGUGAGUCCUCGACGCACGACGUCCAAAAGCAGUAAGGCGCAAGUCGCUGAAUCUUCGUGUCCGGUUGAAGUCGUCUCGGUGCAAGUUGAAGCUUGUCGGCCUCGCUUCACUUAGCCUGCUAGCCGCUAACAAAAGCAGCGAUCAAGUGUUGCCAUCGCGAUUGUGAGCAAGAAGACGAACGGGACAUUUGGGGACCGGAAGAGCGACAACGCAGUCUGCGAGAUGCAAAGUGGAAUUGGCUUAUGCGGAGCAGACGUCAGUGAACAUCUUGGUCCCGAGCGACAGGAGCCAAAGUUCCUUCGCAUUAAAGCGGAAAUGGAGGAUAAAGGGCCUCCCCGCAUUAAAGAAGAAGAGGAGUUGGAGCCACCCCACAUCAAAGAGGAGCCAGUGGAGGAGGAGGAGGAGGAGGAUAUCACCACGGCGCCAUCGACUGGUGUCCAUUUGAAGAGUGAAGAUGAUGGUCAAAGUGUGAAGAAAAGAGAGGCGGAGUUUCCAAGAAGCGGCUCAAGUCAACACAUGACAACGGAAAGUGAUGGAGACCACUGUGGAGGAUCACACGCAGACGGCCUCUUCGCUCCACUAUCAGAUAGUGACAACACGUCACACUCGUCGGCCUAUAAUGAUGAUGAUGAUGAUGAUGAUGAUGAUGAAGAUAAAGAAGAGUCGGAAGGUGAUAUGACGUGUCACAUGGACAACAAACGCUGGAAAUGUUUUCAUUGUGGAAAAACCUUUGCUUAUAAGAGCCGUUUGAAACGACACAUGAGAAUACACACUGGGGAAAAACCUUUUGGCUGCACAGUUUGUGGUAAAAAAAUCUCCUCAAAGCAACAUUUAGAAUCACACACAAGAACACACACUGGCGAGAAACCAUUUGUCUGCUCAGUUUGUGGUCAAAGAUUCUCUGAUAAGGGAAACUUGAGAUAUCACACAAAAACACACACUGGAGAGAAACCUUUUGCCUGCUCACAUUGCGGUAAAAGAUUCUCUCAUAAGGGACAUUUAACAACACACACAAGAACCCACACUGGAGAGAAACCCUUUUCCUGCACAGUUUGUGGUCAAAGAUUCUCUGAGAAGGGAACCUUAAAAGGUCACACAAGAACCCACACUGGUGAGAAACCCUUUUCCUGCUCAGUUUGUGGGCAAAGAUUCUCUGAUAAAGGAAACCUCAGAAGACACACAAGAACGCACACUGGAGAGAAACCUUUUUCCUGCUCAGUUUGUGGGCAAAGGUUCGCUCAGAAGACAAACUUAAGAAGUCACCGAAGAAAACACGCUGGAGAGAAACCUUUUUCCUCCUCAGCGAGUGGCCAAAGAUUCUCUCAGAAGUAUAAGGUUAAGACACACCAGCGUGUUGGUGAGAACAGCAGUGAUCAAUGAAGGGUUCGCCUGUAAUCCGAGCCGGCUUCAUCUGUUUAUGAACCAAGGCUAAUUCUAUUCUAUUCUAUUCUAACUUCUUCAAGGCCUCCUGUGGACAAAAGUGUUGAGAAGGAGCACUGAAGCUCAAACACGUCGCAAUACAUCUGGUUUGUCCAAUGUUUUUGUGAUCUGCAUAUCAAAUUAGCAAAUAAUUGAUUGAAAUAAAGAAGAAACGGACACAUGUUGUCAAACUCUGGACAGGUCGUGUUUUGGCAGGUCUGUGGCUUUGACCUUUAGGAGGUUUGUUUUCAUCACGUGAUGUCAUUAUGGC